Molecule: messenger RNA, 2649 nt
Organism: Lampris incognitus (smalleye Pacific opah)
Lineage: Eukaryota; Metazoa; Chordata; Actinopteri; Lampriformes; Lampridae
Gene: dmtn
Product: dematin actin binding protein
Exons: 16
Coding region: 285-1424 (379 amino acids)
Biological process (GO): actin filament bundle assembly; lamellipodium assembly; cytoskeleton organization
Cellular component (GO): plasma membrane; actin cytoskeleton
Molecular function (GO): actin filament binding
Source: RefSeq, a predicted model, not a curated record
CGACAUAGUGUCUCGGAGGCUAGUGUCAUGUCGCGCUUAUGAGCCUCCGCGUGAACAGGAAGGAACCAGCCCCCCAGCGCGCGCUGUUGCAGAACCUCCGCCCCGGCCCUGCCCCGCUGCUGCUGCUGCUCCUGCUGCUGCUCCUGCUGCUGCUGCUGCCUGAGGAGGCGAACGGCGUCAUCGGCGGUCUCCUCUCCACACACGCGGCGUAACGUCCGCUGCACGGGACCCGCGCCUGUCGGAGAGCCACCCGGUUCAAACAACAGUUGGGUUCCUCUUCAGUCAUGCAGAAGGUUGCACAGGUGGAGGGAGGACUGGCUCAGGUUAACCUGCACUCCUCCCGUGGUCCUAGUGCCCCUGGCUCACCUGCCACCAGCGUCACUGCACGCGUGAAUGACCAGGUGGUGGGCUACAGAGAUCUGGCUGCUCUGCCCAGAGAUAAAGCCAUCCUCCACGUGGAGAGACCUGAUCUAAUGACAUACUACCCCCACCAUGUCUUCUCAUCCUCCGACCAACCACGAAAGGAGAGAUCCCUUUCUCCUCCCUCCAUAUCUCCUCUUCAGUCUCCUGAGCUGAAGGCCCGCAGAGCCGAGAGUGAAAGUGGUUCUCCUGCAUGUUCCAUGCUGCAGCUCCAGGCUGGCCACAAGACCAGUGGCAGCCUCCAGCAUUUCCAUAGGCCAGAUAAAGGUACCAACAUAUACAGCAAACCUCCCAUCUACAAACAAGAUAUCAUUAGACACGUAGAAGGGGGCAUCAUUGAGUCGUCAAAGUUCCCAGCCGCUCAGCGACCAGACCCAAACCUGCCUUCCAAAAUAGAGACCGAAUACUGGCCCUGCCCUCCCUCACUGGCUGCUAUGGAGAUAGAGUGGAGGAAGAAGAAGGUCCAAGAGGAAGAUGAGUUUGAGGACCUGACUGAAGAUGCAAAGACCAUACAUGAGCAAGAGCUUGAGAAGAUUAAGUCUAACCUGGGCCGCCUCAUCCUCAAGGAAGAGAAGGAGAAGGCCAUUCAUUUCCGCAGGAAGACACAGUCCCUGCCGGACAGAACACACAUGCAUACUAGUAUGUCCACAAGUGCAUCCAAGUCCGCCUCCCGUCCAGGCUUGACUCGGAUGCAGUCUGCAGAGUUCACGACAGACGGCGACAAGGCCCGGCCAGCUGCUCAGAACGGCGAGGCAUUAAGGGAGCGGAUGGACCGAGGAAACUCGCUGCCGAGUAUCCUUGAGCAGAAGAUCUACUCCUACGAGGCGCUCGUUGUUUCCCACAGGGGGCGCUGCAGACUGCCACCAGGAGUCGACCGCACCCGUCUGGAGAGACACCUGGCUACCGAGGAGUUCGGGCGGCUGUUUGGAAUGACUAUCGCCGAGUUUGACCGCCUGUCGCUAUGGAAACGAAACGAGCUGAAGAAGAGGGUUUCGCUUUUCUAACGAGUGACGUCACUCCUCAAACAUUCCGUGGGUGACGCUGCUGCCAGAGCAGCGGUAGUGCAGGGUAACCCGUAUACAGUCACCGACAAGACACGUGACGAUGACCGACCAGAAGCUAACAGUGUCUGCCAUGUUAUUCUGUACUAGUCCAACACGACUCUCUUGUCUGUCCAUGUUGUCACUCCUCCUCCUUUCUGUUGGCGCGCACCUAGGCCAGCUCACACUAACACCUGACCCUCAUCACCCCGAUUAACCUUUACUGAUCCUUUAUUGAUGCACUGCAGAUUCACCGACCAUCACCCCACGUGGCGAUACCAACAAGUCCCCCAGGUCGUUCGCCCUCCGACAUACUCCUGCUGCACUUAUAACCACUGCUUGCAGAACACCCAGGACACCCGCGCUCAUCCUCCGUGUAUCUUAUGCAUAUAUCGACAUGUAGUCCAUCAUACUCAUCUUUUUGUUGUUGUUGUUGUUGUGUUUUAGCAGAUACUUCCGUCAUGUUGACCAUGUCGUUAAUAUUCUCUCACCUUGAAUGACAGCUGGUGAACCUCGGCCCCGUGGACCUGUGCUAACAUGUCAUGUGUUAAACUUGCAUAGCGGAGUAAUAUCUCCAUCAUAGCGUCGAGGAUGUCACGUGACCGGACGAGAUGUUUAUUUCUUAUUUUCUUCUGUGGAAAUGUGCUGCAGUACUUUUCUAUUUGCUUACCAUGGGAUUUGUUUACUGUACAGCAGGGGCGAUUCUAGGACCAGAGCUUUAGGGGUGCUGAGCACCCAGAGUGCUGGCCGGCCAGGCAAGAUAAAUUUGGGGGGGGGGUGGAUCAAACCAUUUUCGAAGCAUGGGGGGGCGCUGUAUUUUUGUUGUUAAAAUAUUACGUUUAAACCAUAUACCGGAUAUGGUUUUGACAUUUCUUCAGCUUAUUAAACACGGACAUACAGCAAAAAAAUCUCUUCAAUUUUAGGGGUGCUGGGGUUCAAUUUAGGGGUGCUGCAGCACCCCCAAAAAUGGGCUAGAAACGCCUAUGCUGUACAGAUUUGUUUUGGUAACUGUGGACCCCCCGGUGGCCCAGGGAUACGGAAGCAGUAACUGUGAGAAUUCCCAAACCAAUCACGUUGCAGACAGUCGGUCUUGAUGGAGGAGGCGCUGUCGAGGUCUGGUCUCGGGAUGAAGCGGCGUCCCCCUCGCCGCUGUGGACCACUCAGCACCAUCAGCUCUGCAGUUUGUUGU